AUGAAUAAUGGGCCCGGGAAUAGCUCUUCCCGCCAGAGCUUGGAGGAUAUGCCAAUGCCUGGCAACUUUCCUGAUACCCCGGAUGUCGACGACCUAGAUGAUCUCAACGGCCGACUCAAUAAUAUUGGCCUUGAUACAAGCUUUAAUGGCAAUUCUCGAGGAACUCAGCUCCACGAGAGCAUGUACGAGGGAUGGACACUAUACCGUGGCGAGCCCAAAGUGCCUGGUGGAGAGCGAACCUGGGCCACAGCCACCAUCUGCAAGAUGCCACUUCCACAGGCGGAAUUAAUCGACCUGGUUCAGAAACAAAAGCGUCAGUCUGUUACUGAAGCAUAUCAUGAACUGACUCUGGUCAAACGCCAGCACAUUGAUAAUCUAAUUGAGGAGAGAAAGCAAGAGUGCAAUGAUCCAAACAAGAUCCACGUCCACAUUCACAAAGUCGUACACAACCCAACUUCCAGAAUGAACCCCCCCAACGUCUCCAGGACAGGCCUCCAGUUUAUCACCAACAACUUCCAUCAAACUACCCUCAAGGACAUCCUCACCCUCACCAUAGUGAUCAUCAAGAGACCAAUUCCACAGGGCCCACCACCGGACCAUGGACAAAUGGCCCCUGUUGACGAGUUCAGAGCCGCACCCCAUCAUCAAGAGCAGAGAGUGCAACCAGAAAUGAUACAGAUUACUCCAGGCCAUCAUCAUCACCAAGGCCAAGGGCCGCAGCUCGAGAUGAUGCGGAUCCCACCACCUCCGAUAGGACCACAUCACCCGCAAUCCCGUCCCCCACCCCCCCAGGAGAGUCAUCCAGUUCCCCAACACGAACAGCUACGCCAAAAUGCUCACCCUUCCGAGCAGAAAGAAAUCAUACCAGGAACUCAGAUCUUCAGUCAGGAUCACCGCAACCCCUACCAGCAUCAUAAUCAUACCGGGAAUGAACAACCGCACAGGAACAUCCAGUUCAUGAACCAGGGACACCAGCAACAGGUACCUCAGCAACAGGUACCUCAGCAACAGGUACCUCAGCAACAGGUACCUCAGCAACAGGUACCUCAGCAACAGAUACCUCAACAAAUACUUCAGCAACAAAUACCUCAGCAACAGGUACCUCAGCAACAAGUACCUCAGCAACAAGUACCUCAGCAAGAGAUACCCCAGAAACAGAUACCAUCCGAGACAGGACCACCCUAG
Microsporum canis CBS 113480 is the source of this 1185-nucleotide messenger RNA. RefSeq names its product secalin. The record is from RefSeq and is a predicted model, not a curated record. Bases 1 to 1185 code for a protein of 394 amino acids. Lineage: Eukaryota; Fungi; Ascomycota; Eurotiomycetes; Onygenales; Arthrodermataceae. The transcript is spliced from 4 exons.